UUUCCAGUGGAGAUUGGCACAGAGACGCAGCGCCACGACCACUCCGGUGUGUCUGUUUGGUACAGACUGCUCAAACUUCUGCGCAGAGAGGCGGAUAGAUCCAUAUCCACCCAGCUCGUCCCAGAUAGCGGAUUAAAUUCACGCUCUCUUUUCUUUCUUUCCCUUUUUUUCCCCAUUUCCUCCUCCUCCUUCUCCUCUGGGUUCGUGUUACAAAGCCUUGGGAGGGAGUUGCGCGGAGAGCCAGUUCCUCUGUGUAGAAACUGAAUGACAGGAUCAUAUGGCUUGAUUUGCCUUAUAGUCCAAACAUGUUUUUUUUUUAAAUAGAGGAAAUAAGAAAAGAGGAGAGAGAACCUGCGGGCGAAUUCGUGUCAAUUCAUCUGAAGAGGAUGUGGAAUAAUUUAUAACUCCAAAUUCAAAAACAAAUCCGAGAUAACGGAGAAAGAAGCGAGAGGGGGAAACGGAUACUGGAUCUGUCGUCAGAGAGAGACGGAGAGGAAAGCGCAGUGACUGAAACCCUCAGCACCACCGCCGUUAUCACAAUAAGCCCAAUGUGACCUUCAUCUGAGUGAAGUGUCUCUAUUCAACAUUCACGAAGCAGACGGGCAAAAAAACUGAAAAGAAGAUUAAGAAGAAAGCACACAGACGCGCGAGGGAGGAGAAGAAAAGCAAGCUGCCAGGAGCCGGGCUGCUCUCUCGAAUCCCUCCGAUCAUCUGAUUGAUCCGUCGAUCCAUCACUCACCGCCAGUUCCAACAAAUGGGAGCUGACAUGGGAGCCAUGGGUGGGACGAAGGUCUUGCUCCUGGUGUUUCUGGUUGGAUGGGAGAAGUCGCUGGGUCUCAACUGGAACCCAGUUCCACGCAAGACUGUUCGAUACCAGGAUGUGUUGGACAGCAUGGCGAGGUUCAGCAUUCAGGGAGUGUUCAACUACAGCAUGCUGACUCUGUCCGACCACGAGAGGGUUUUGUACGUCGGAGCGCGGGAGGCGCUGUUCGCCCUGGACCCCAACGACAUCAGCAGACAGCUACGGCCACAGAUCGACUGGCCAGCUCCGCAGGAUAAGAAGAGAGAGUGUGUUGCCAAGGGGAAGAACAACCAGACUGAGUGCUUCAACUACAUCCGAUUCCUGCAGAGCUACAACCACACGCUCCUCUACACCUGCGGCACCUACGCCUUCCAGCCCAAAUGCACCUAUGUGAACGCGGACUACUUUACCCUCAACACUGCAGCCCUGGACGAUGGGAAGGGUAAAUGCCCAUAUGACCCUGCCAAGGGGCAUACUGGCCUGAUAGUGGAUAAGGAGCUCUACUCAGCAACGCUCAACAACUUCCUGGGUACAGAGCCUGUCAUUCUGAGGAACCUGGGCCGACAGCACUACAGCAUGAAGAGCGAAUACUUGCCUGCCUGGCUCAAUGAGCCGGACUUUGUGGGUUCAGCCCUGGUGAGGGAGAGCAGCGGCAGUAAAGAGGGGGACGAUGACAAAAUCUACUUCUUCUUCAGUGAGCGAGCAUUGGAGCUUGACUGUGACACUGAGCUCACUGUGGCCAGGGUGGCCCGUGUCUGCAAGGGGGAUUUGGGUGGCACCAGAACCCUGCAGAAGAAGUGGACCACCUUCCAGAAAGCCCGUCUGGAGUGCUCCCUCCCCGAGCGCCACGUCACCUUCAACAACCUGAGGGCCGUCUUCACACUGCCAGGCCAGGACUGGCGGGGAACAACUUUCUAUGGUAUCUUCCACGCCCAGUGGGGAGAUGUGGACGUGUCGGCGGUGUGCCAGUACCAGAUCGGUGAUGUGAAAAAGGUGUUUGAAGGAUCUUACAAAGAGUACAGGGAGGCAUCCCAAAGGUGGGGACGCUACACCGGUGCUGUCCCUGUCCCACGGCCUGGAUCGUGUAUAACUAACUCAGACAGGGAGAAUGGCUACAACAGUUCCCUGCAGCUGCCUGACGCCACGCUCAACUUUGCCAAGAAGCACCCGCUGAUGGAGGACAAAGCUCUGGCACGCCCCCUGCUGCUCACCAAGGGCGUCAACUUCACGAGGCUGGCGGUGGAUCGGGUUAGCGCGCUGGACCAGCGAGCGUACAACAUGCUCUUCAUCGGCACAGCAGAGGGAUGGCUGCAAAGGGUGGUGAUUCUGGGCUCCGAGGCCCACGUGAUAGAGGAGAUCCAGCUGUUUGAGAACGCCCAGCCCGUGGACAGCCUGACCAUCUCUCACUCCAAGAAGUACGUGUACAUAGGCUCUCGUUCGGAAGUUCUCCAGCUGCCCUUGGCCAACUGCAGCCGCUAUCAGUCUCAGCCAGACUGUCUGCUCGCUCGGGAUCCCUACUGCGCUUGGGAUAGUGAGGGUCGGGCCUGUGUCCGUAUCGACCUCCACCGCGGGUCCACCUCCUCCCUGUCACAGGACCUCAUGCUGGAAAGGUUCAGCCGGGGGAAAGCCAAGUUCGAUAAGCCCGUCUCCAUUCCCAGCCCUGAGCACUCUCGUCUGAGGAACAUAACAGUGGUGGUGGGAUCUGACAUGGUGCUGCCUUGCCAGCUGGUCUCCAACCUGGCUCAACCCUUCUGGGUUCUCAACGACCGUGAGCUCCAGCUGGGUGACCCUGAGGCAGGAGGACCACGCUUCGACCGGACCCUCAAGGCCCUCGUCGUCCCAGCAGCGGGCCAGAUGCAAGCGGGCCGCUAUAUCUGCUACUCUGAAGAGCAGGGGGUCAAGUUUCAGACAGAGCGCUAUCAGGUGGCCGUAGUAGCCAGCGCUCCGGUCUUCAUGGAGGCCCGGGCUCCAGACAGCAGCAUGGGGCUCUUCUGGGUGCUGGUGAUCACCCUCGGAGCGGCGUGCCUGCUUCUCCUUGUAGCAGCUCUUUACCUUCGCAGGAGGCUGAAGCUGGCACUGGGCAAGGGAGCUGACAUGAAGCCUCUUGAGAGCACCCUGGUCUACCCCAUCACCCUGCCCAAGGAGCCACCCACCUUUGUGCCCAGCAAGAUGCCCAGCGACGAAGACCGUUUCUGGGAGACGGGCGCCAACUACUACUACUCAGACGGCUCACUGAAGAUCGUUCCCGGUCACGCCCUGGGGCCAAGCAGCGUCAGCAGCACGGCGUCACCCAGCGCCAUUCCCGGCCAGCCCAUUCACUCCCCCAGCCGUCUCAGCCUCACCAACAUCCGAGGCUCCGGUAGCAACGGCUACAUCCGCCUCAACCUGAGCACAGCAGGGGAGGAGAGGGCUAGCGGGGCUGGCGCUGGGGGCGGCGGGUUGGGGGGCCUGGGCAUGGGCGGGAACGACUACUCCAGCCCCUUCAAGGAAGAGCUGAGACGCACUCUGCAGCAGAGAAGCGUGCUCCCCGACGCCAACCCCGAGGAGUCGUCCGUCUAGGCCUGUCCUCCUCCUGUCUCCAUUCUCUGAGUUGGAAAAACAAAACAACCAACCUACCUCCAUCCUUCUGAGGAUGCCUGCUCUCUCUUUCAGUGACACGCUGUCAAUUCCCCAUGCUCUCUCUCUCUCUCGCUCUGCCAAUGCCUGUUUGGCUCACUGUAGACAUUUAUAGCACACAGCAUGUUAAAUAUACACACUCAUACACCGUGUUCGCCAACAUGCACUCCUAUCCUAUUAUUAUUGUGUUCUGGGCAACAGUCAUGAUUGUGGCUUUUUCUUCUUCCACUGUGCAAUCGCCACUUGUGUAAAUUGUGUAUUUAAAAAAAGGUUGAACGCAAAGGGGAGCACCUCAAGCAUGGAAAUUAAACAAAUGGCGUUUCUGAAGGGCACAUUUCUUUUAUGUUGAGUGGACCAAGUGAGGCUUUUAGCCCCUGUGCUGAAACCAGUUGACGAACGGCAAAUGCAACCGACUGGAAGUAUGAACUGAAUCUUCUGUCCUGUUCCUUUGAGACCUUUUCCGCUUACUGCACUUAAAAACUGGAAGCACGACUUCCCUUUUUGUAUUUGUGAGCCAAGAGUGUGAGAGCGGUAUAAAAAGACUAAUUAAUCUCGAAGCAAGACGACAAUCAUGUCCCCGUAGCAGGAGCUCUGCGUGGGACCGAGAGGAGAGGAGAGAGAGCGAGAGACAAAGAGAGAGGAAAUUAAAUGGAAAAUGAAGUGAAUUGGAGUGAAAGACGAAAGGGGGUUUUUGAAUGAAGGACAAUCUCUCAAGACUUUCUCUGCUCAAUUUGUAUUUUUUUCCCCCCCAUGUUGUAUUUACCCCCAGAGAGAGUCCUCGAUUCCCUUCCACUUUAAUUUGUUGUGAUGGUUGGUUUGAAUUAAGACAUUUCUGUUGUUGUUUUUCUAUGUCUUACGGACUACAACAGUGUUCAAACACUUAUCAAGUGACUAAUGGCUCCACUCUGUGAAUGACAAUGCGAGGGCAAGCGCUUACGUUCCUCACUCAAUCCUGCACGGUGACCCUCAAACGCACCUUCAAGUCCGAUAUACACUCCAAAUGACAUUUAUUAGAGUCACAGUGUGUUACAGACGCGUGUUUUCUUUGAGCCCUUUUGGACGUUUGUUCAUCUCUUCAGAAAGAGAAGGCUAUUUGCAUUCAGCUCUUAGCAGCAGCGUAACAAUAACUGCACACUUAAUUCCAAAUUGAAGCUGACAUGAAGACAUUAGGCAUGGAGAAUGUAGUUGAACCCUCACUGUUGCGACCGCUGUGGAUGUCUCAAUAAGUGCUUUAUAUCUUGUGUUUGGUGAGGGUGGUAACUUGCACUGCCAAGAAGGAAAGUACUCCUCCCACACACACACACACACACACACACUCACAGUCCUCUGAAUGCCGACCAUCCUGGACUACAGUGGGUUUGUGACGUACCCUUAAACACCAUGAAACCCUUCCCUCUUACCGACGCCCAGAGACUUACCCGGGGCUACUGUGGACUUAUACAGAGGAAGAGCACUGUAAAACACACCAACACAAAAAGAAGACACACACAGUGUUGAUGGACUAAUGGACAGACAGACAAACUGAUUGUUGCCUUGCUGACAAACUCCUGGCUGCAGGCGGGAGGAAGCCAAGAACCAGUGAAAGGGGUGGCUUUUAUUUUUGGGACGUGUCUGUCGGGACCAGAGGAGCACAGCGAGAAGGAAGGGGAGGACAAAAAUACCUUGUUUUGCCCCACUGUGUACAGAGCGCUGAGAGAGAUGUAGAAUAUCAAAAUGAUCCAAAGGUUGAAGAGGUACUCAGCCAUCAGCACUCCAUCCUAGUGUUGCAUGAACCUCUGCAAGUGGACUGUACAUCUUUGAUAUGACCAUCCUUGUACAAGUGCAUCAUUUUGAUCUGUCAUUUUUGGACUUUUACAAACACAUUGUGGAACACUAAUGGAAAAAAUAAAGACAAAAUAUGUCUGAUUUUAUGGUUCAAGGGUUGUACAGGAAUUCAUGGCUGCGUUUCAACAUGUUUACUUUUUCUGUGCCUCUUCACCUUUUGGAUAAGCCAAAGUAGACUGCAGUUGCUUUUGUUCUUCUUGAAAUACUUAAUUUUAUUUGAUUCCUGAUCGAUAUUUAAGUCUCAGCGGUCCGUCCACUUUGCUACACUGAGCUGAUGUCUGCAACCUUUCUGCAUAUUUUAUCUGCAGCUAAAUCUUUCCUCAAGCAAAACGCAAAAAUGGCUUGAGGCUGAUGGACUUCCUGUUUGCUUGCUGUUUUUAUGUCAGCGGUGAUCAGCUGGACCCAAUUCUUUAUCCCCUUACUUUAUGAAAAGCUGAAUAAUGUACCAAAACUUUAACCAUUAUUUAAUUUGUCAGCCCCUAAAAACCAAAUAUGUGUCUGUUCAUUUGAAGCAGAUCUGUGAUAGAAUGUGUUUAUAUUAUUAAAUCCCCUGAAGCAGGCGGCUAAAUCAUGUUAGCUGUUUACACUGGUACUUCAUUGUGUCUUUAAUAUAUUUCCCUGUUACAAUUGGGCUUUUCUUUUAAUAUAACAUGUUGCAAAAACUAAAAAGAUAAAGAUAUACAGGUCUCAAGCUUGAAAAAAAAUGCAUGUGUAAUGUACUUUAUGUGCAUUUCUUCAUUUCUUACGCAUUUGUUUGCUCAUAAUAUUUUCUGUCACACAAGGCUUUAAGUUCUGCUGUUUUCUUAUUAUUUGUAUUAUUCUAUUAUCGCCCCGCUUUUAUUUUGUCCCAUUUCUUUCUUGUCGGUUCUUGAUCUUUUAUGUUUGUUUUUAAAAUAUGUCAAAUAGGCUAACUUAUUUCACUUGUACAAACAUGUUGAUAUUUAUUACCAUUGUACAUAUGUCCUUAUUUUUUAUAUGUGUAUAUAUACA
Morone saxatilis (striped sea-bass) is the source of this 6232-nucleotide messenger RNA. RefSeq names its product sema domain, immunoglobulin domain (Ig), transmembrane domain (TM) and short cytoplasmic domain, (semaphorin) 4C (gene sema4c). NCBI's taxonomy places the organism in Eukaryota, Metazoa, Chordata, Actinopteri, Moronidae. The transcript has 17 exons. The record is from RefSeq and is a predicted model, not a curated record. The coding region runs from base 755 to 3361 and encodes 868 amino acids. Gene Ontology annotation, molecular function: chemorepellent activity; semaphorin receptor binding. Gene Ontology annotation, biological process: neural crest cell migration; negative chemotaxis; semaphorin-plexin signaling pathway.